Messenger RNA from Rangifer tarandus platyrhynchus (Svalbard reindeer), 618 nucleotides. The record is from the annotation of a GenBank genome assembly. Lineage: Eukaryota; Metazoa; Chordata; Mammalia; Artiodactyla; Cervidae.
AUGCAGGGAGCAGAGGACUCGCGUCCCCGGAGCAUCGAGAGCCAGGUGAAAGAACGAGACCCAGGGGCGGAGGGGCUGUCCGGAGUGACAGCGAGAGCCACCGCUUCGCGCUCCGCCUUGCAAACCGCGCCGGAGCCGGUCGGUCCGCGCCCACCCCCGCCCCCCGCGCAGCGGCCCCAGCAGCGCAGGCGCUGCGAUGCCCAGCGCGGCCGGCAGGGGCGGCGUUGCACCGGCUGGGCGCUCGCUCCUCAGCGGCUGCGGCCCCCGGUCCCGGCGCCCCAGCUGCGUCGCCACCCCGCACCCCACCUGUAUCCCAGCCGCCCGCACGGGCCAUCCCAGCCCGGCCCCCACCUGUAUCCCGGCCCGGUCCCGGCCCCGCGAACCCAGCCAGAUCUUCCCGCCUGUAUCCAGCACCCCCUGGACCGCAGCGCCGCCCCACCUUGCCCCACAGGGCUGCCCCACCUUGCCCCGGACACGCACGGAGCCGCCCUGCUGGCCCCGCAGCCCCGCCUGGGCCCACCACCCUCUCGCUGGACAGUGGAGACCCGCGGACCCCCCACAGGCCACCCUCCACCCGUGGCCGAGGAAGGGGGACAUCCCUCCACCCCGUCCCCCUGA